AUGUCGCGAUCCCUGCCGAAGAAGAAUAACCCACUGAUCCUCGCCGACGCGGCUCCCGCCUCUCUCCCUACUCCACCAUAUCGUGCCCAUGAGGCCUUGUCGUCGUCCGUCUGUAACCUUUUGCUGUUCGUGAUCGUAGAUGAGGAUCUCCUUGCGCUUCGCCGCCUUGGCAGGACCAAACUUUCCGUCAAGCCAGAACUACUUUGCAAUGCGAGUAGGCCCGAGAAUCUAGAGUUGUUUGAGUAUGCCCACCUCCGGGCUCCGCUCCCCGAGGAUCUGAAAGGCUCCGAGAUCUUCCCAUUUGAUAUUUCCCGUCCGCCCCGAACCACUUGCUUCUUGAUGCGGAGAAGCAAGGAUGGUUUUGUAAGCGCAACGAUCAUGUUCAAGAUCGCGUUUCCCUGGGCCAAGGCCGAGGAGGAGAAGAAUGAGAGGGAGUAUCUGAGAUCUCGGGAAUACGCAAGUCAGGAGGAGACCGCUCAGAAUAUAUGGGUAUCUCCCAAUUUUGCGUUGGAGCUCGCGAAGGAAUACAAGAUGUACGAUUGGGUCCGUGCAUUACUAGAUCCUGUCGACAUUGUGCAGCACCGCCCUUUGAACGAUAGCCCUAUUACUCCGCCACCGAAAUUUGAGCUGCCGAUGGAUGAACCUAGGAGCCUCCAAAAGACUCUCGAAAUCACCGCUUUAAUGGAGGCCACGAAAAUCACCCCUUCUUCCUACGAAGACCAAUGA
Molecule: messenger RNA, 726 nt
Organism: Penicillium longicatenatum
Lineage: Eukaryota; Fungi; Ascomycota; Eurotiomycetes; Eurotiales; Aspergillaceae
Product: KilA-N domain-containing protein
Exons: 4
Coding region: 1-726 (241 amino acids)
Biological process (GO): mitotic telomere tethering at nuclear periphery; meiotic attachment of telomere to nuclear envelope
Cellular component (GO): nuclear membrane complex Bqt3-Bqt4
Molecular function (GO): DNA binding
Source: RefSeq, a predicted model, not a curated record